This is a messenger RNA of Arthroderma uncinatum, 645 nucleotides long. RefSeq names its product mitotic spindle checkpoint component MAD2. Bases 1 to 645 code for a protein of 214 amino acids. The transcript has 8 exons. NCBI's taxonomy places the organism in Eukaryota, Fungi, Ascomycota, Eurotiomycetes, Onygenales, Arthrodermataceae. Gene Ontology annotation, biological process: mitotic spindle assembly checkpoint signaling. The record is from RefSeq and is a predicted model, not a curated record. Gene Ontology annotation, cellular component: kinetochore; cytoplasm; nucleoplasm.
AUGGCCACUGAAAAGGAGAAGCAGAAAGUGCACAAGCUGUCAUUGAAAGGGUCUGCGAAGCUCGUCUCGGAAUUUCGCGGCGUAUACCCAGCAGAUGAUUUCACGGCGGUCAAGAAAUAUGGCCUCAACAUGCUCGUUUCCGCCGACGAUCAGGUUAAAGCGUAUAUCAAGAGGAUAAUGUCGCAGCUGAACAAAUGGAUGAUUGGGGGAAAGAUAUCCAAGCUCGUCAUCGUUAUCACGGACAAGGACACUGGAGAUCAUGUCGAAAGAUGGCAGUUCGAUGUCGAAAUAUUCAAAUCGUCAAAGAGCAAAUCUUCCCGAAAGCUGGCAGAUAAUGAAAACGCGAAUCCUGGGGCCCAGUCAAGUAGCUCCGCUGCACCCCCCGAGAAAACUGAAAAGGAAAUACAAGAUGAAAUACAGGCAAUAUUUCGCCAGAUCACAGCCUCAGUCACCUUCUUGCCAAUGCUGGAUGGAAAUUGCACAUUCAACGUACUUGUGUACGCCGAUGCAGACUCAGAAGUACCAUUAGAAUGGGGCGAUAGUGAUGGCAAAGAAAUUGAAAACGGGGAGAAGGUUCAACUACGUAGUUUCAGCACGAGUAAUCAUCGUGUAGACACGAUGGUUAGUUAUAGGCUCGCCGAGUAA